AUGCCCGCCGGCAGCGGCGACGGCAGCGCCAGCAACAUGAGCCUCAAACUUCCUCUGCGCCCGAGCCCCGGCACCAGCAACGGCAGCCGCCGCAACCAGGAGAGUCGCAACUACUUUACGAGCUACACCCCGCCGAGCUCGACGGAAGCCAUCAACGGGCCGGUGAGGGAGCCGGCGAGGGACCAAGCCGUGGUCUCCGAUCGCUUGAUCGUCGGCGUCGACUUUGGCACCACCUUUUCCGGCGUCGCCGCCGUCUACACGUCGACGCCCGAUGACAUCGAGAUCAUCAAGACGUGGCCUGGAGGCAACGGCAUCACCUCGGACAAGGUACCGACGGAGAUUGCCUACGACUUUGCCGCCAACGCGUCGCCGGGGUCCGAUCCGACGGUGAAAUGGGGCUUCCAGUUCCGGCCCGAGGAGUCUCGGCUCCGCUGCAUCAAGCUCUUCCUGGAUAGGUCCCAGAAGCUGCCCUUUUACGUGAGCCCUCUCGACACGGCCGCCCAGCUGAAGCGCUUCGGCAAGACGGUCGUCGACGCCGUGAGCGAGUACCUGACGGAGAUUUACGAGCACACCAUGGACACCCUCACCCGCCGCUACGGCGAGUCCUUCAUGGCGUCGACCAAGGUCGACUUCGUCCUGACCUGCCCCGCCGUCUGGAGCGACGCGGCCAAAAACACGACGCUCCUCGCCGCCGAGCGGGCGGGCAUGGGGAGCCGGUCCGACAUCCAGAUGAUCAGCGAGCCCGAGGCGGCGGCCGUCUACACGCUCAAGGCCAUCCAGCCGAACCACCUCAACGUCGGCGACAACUUCAUCGUCUGCGACGCCGGCGGCGGCACCGUCGACCUCAUCGCCUACAAGAUCAUGUCCCUGAAGCCUCUGCGCGUCGAGGAGUCGGCCGUCGGUACCGGCGGCCUCUGCGGGAGCGCCUUCCUCAACUACAGGUUCGAGGAGCACGUCCGCAACCGGCUUGGCCAGGCUCGCUUCGACGAGAUGAAGACGCGCAAGGGCCGCACCUGGCAGAUGGGCCUCAAGUACUUUGAGGAGUUUGUCAAGCGAAACUUCAACGAGGACGAGUACCAAGAGGUCAACGUUCCGUUCCCGGGCUUGCCCGACGACGAAGAGGCCGGCCUCGAUUCCGGCUUCCUCAUCAUGACGGCCGCCGAGGUCAAGAACAUAUUCGAACCCGUCGUCAAGGAGGUGACGGACCUCGUGAGCGGCCAGGUCGAGAGCCUGCGGGCCAAGGGAGGCGUCGUCUCGGGCAUUGUCCUCGUCGGCGGCUUCGGCCAGAGCAACUACCUCUACCGCCGGCUGAAGCAGCACUUUGCGAGCGCCGCCCCGCCCCCCUACAGCGAGCGGCCGACGCACGCCGGCGCGAGCGCGACGCCCGACGUGGCGUCCAUCGAGGUGAUGCAGCCCGUCUACGCCUGGACCGCCGUCGUCCGCGGCGCCGUCCUGAGAGGCUUGGAGGGCAACAUGGUCAUCUCGCGAAAGUCGAGGAUGCACUACGGAACCUCGUACGCGACCGUCUACGACGAGGAGAAGCAUUCCGUCAGCGAGCGGUACUGGUCCCCGCUGUGGGAGCGGUGGAUGGUCUCGGACCGCAUGCAGUGGCACAUUGCCAAGGCGGAAGCCCUGUCUCCCCUGUCACCCAUCGCCUUCCACUACACGCGCAACUUCCGACCGGGCCAGUCGCUGAUGGUGACGGACGACCUCAUCGCCUGCGACUCGGACGAGCCGCCGGCGGCCUACACGCGGGACCUCGUGCACGUCUGCACGCUCACGACGGAUCUCAACGCCGUGCCGCGAAGCCUCUUCACGCGGCUGACGACGACGCGGGGCGUCGAGUUUGACAACCUCGAUUUCACCCUCGAGAUGAUUGUCGACAGCGCCGGGCUCGGCUUCGAACUGAAGGUGGACGGCAUGCGGUACGGCCGGGUCGAGGCCGAGUUUCACUGA
Drechmeria coniospora is the source of this 1956-nucleotide messenger RNA. RefSeq lists its product as uncharacterized. The coding region runs from base 1 to 1956 and encodes 651 amino acids. Lineage: Eukaryota; Fungi; Ascomycota; Sordariomycetes; Hypocreales; Ophiocordycipitaceae. The record is from RefSeq and is a predicted model, not a curated record. The transcript is spliced from 5 exons. Gene Ontology annotation, molecular function: ATP binding; ATP-dependent protein folding chaperone.